Messenger RNA from Stomoxys calcitrans (stable fly), 969 nucleotides. RefSeq lists its product as uncharacterized. The transcript is spliced from 3 exons. Bases 258 to 668 code for a protein of 136 amino acids. NCBI's taxonomy places the organism in Eukaryota, Metazoa, Arthropoda, Insecta, Diptera, Muscidae. The record is from RefSeq and is a predicted model, not a curated record.
UGUAACUGCAAAAAAUUCUUGCUAUAGCAGUAAAAAAUUCCACAAAUGUCAUUUCAGUUUUGGCAAUGAAAGUGAAUGGACGUCAUCAAAAAGAAAAAAUGAGUGUUACUAAUUAAAAAUUAAUAGUGAUUUGAAAACAAAAUCAAUAAAGUGAUUUUCUACCGAAAAGAAAAUAAUCGGUUUGUACAAUAUAGACGAUAUGCCACCAAGCGAAAGUCCCAAAGUUCACUAUCAACAAUUGCAUAAUAUUACCACAGAUGAAUUCAAUUGCCCAAACCGACCUUACAGGAGGCGAUAAGCAACAAAAAAGAAUUGACGAAAUCCAUCAAUGGUCAAUUGGGCGCCCCAAAGAGAAGCUGAAUACUGAAAUGGUUUCACAAUUGAAACGUCUUCUCUUGAGGCUUGGAGGAGAUGACUUUCCAAACUUUAUUAGAGUUAUUAUCAAAAGACUAUUAACUGGCGAUUUGGCAAUGGAGUUCUCGUGGAGGGGAACAAAGAACAAACCAAGCAUUCAAAAAUGUUUCUUCAUUACAGUUUUAAAAGCUACGUAUUUUAUAUUUAUAAAAAUCCCUUUGCUGGUGCACAACAAAUUUCAACAUGUUGGCGACCGUUCGUUCGUAUCAACACUUUUCUUCAACAACACAUUAUCUCAGCCAAGAAUAGUGUAGAUAGACGCCAAAAGACAAGGGAAAGUUCCCUUUAAAGACCCUGCCCCUUAUCCUAGGAGCUUGGAGUAGUAGCCUAUAACAUUGAUCAUCAAGUGGUGGUGGUCUAUAAGUGACUAUAUGACUACCUAAUAAAUAGUCAUCCUUUAGUCUUUUUUAAAUCAAAUCAAAUUGACAUAUUAAACGAUUUUCUGUGGUAAAGAACCAACUGACUAGGCAAUGUCCCACCCCCGUAACAACCCCCAUAGUGGUCGUAUUUACACACCAUGACAAUUUGGGUCUUAAAGAGAGUGGAGCUCGAUAC